Peronospora matthiolae is the source of this 846-nucleotide messenger RNA. Lineage: Eukaryota; Oomycota; Peronosporomycetes; Peronosporales; Peronosporaceae. The record is from the annotation of a GenBank genome assembly.
AUGUACGUGGCUGAAGUUGACCAGCGAGACUGGGAUGAGUAUGCUGAGCGGCUCACAUUUGCCAUUAACACUGCACAAGAUCGGAUCCGGGGGGAUACCCCAUUUUAUCUGAUUCAUGGGUGGGACCCGCGAUCGACUUUGGAGGCUACGCUACCAGUGGGGAAUACGGGGACACGAGAUCGCGAUCCAAAGAGGUGGAGAUACAAAAUCCAAAGACAAUACCAGCGAGCCCGAUCUGCAGUGAACGAUCGUUUACAAGCCGCGAUCCAGGAGCGAGCAGAUCGACACAACGAAGAUCUGGAACCACACGAGAUCGAAGUAGGAGCGCAAGUUUGGCUAUACCUGGACCGAGUUAAAGAGGGAUAUGCGAAGAAGCUAGCGCACAUGUGGCAUGGGCCAUUCCGAGUUGCGGACGUAUGUGGAGAUCAUGCUGUAAAAUUGGAGAUCGCUGGAACCCCAUAUCGGUUAUUUCCGAUUGUACAUAUAUCGAAGCUAAAAAAGGUAAAGACGUUCCCUGAACGCCCGAAGGAUCAGCUUACGAUAGAGGGAUCAGAUCGCUUGGAUUUCGAUGAAGCUCUGCUGCCAGAAGACAGUUGGGAUGGCGAUCUUGAAGAAGGGGAAUACGAAGUAGAGGCAAUAUUGGACGUGCGAUCUGGUAGAAAAACCCGUUAUGGGCGAGUACACCGGCAGUUUCUGGUGAAGUGGAAGGGAUAUCCCGAUCUAAGUUGGGUGGACGAGGCCGAUCUAAGUUGUGGGGCGAUCUUGCAAGAGUUUGAGCGGAACCGAGUGAGUCGAAACCGUUUCGACGUAAUGCAGUCUCAUGAAGGCAAGUCGGACGAACCUUAA